AUGCGGGUCGGACAGGACUGGCUUGCAUGUGGUAGUGUAUACGGCAUUCAGUACGGACAUUGUCAGGGCAGAAUUGAUACACCGGAUGAGAUUAUUCGCGUCAAAGCGGACAGACGAGAGGUACCCAGACGCGAUCGGCCACAGUCCGCUUCGAGUCCAGCCGAGGAGUGGGCAAGGGAGGUACGACCAAACUACUAGUAGAUGGCGAAUACUGAGGGUUCCGCCGUGAGCGUCGACAGAACGCUUGAGGUCGAAAUGAGGGAGAUGACAUAAAGAACCACGAAAAUCGUCGCUAUGACGAAGGAGUGAUAGCAGAGGAUUUAGAAACCAAUUCAAAACCGGGUUUGUAAAGAUAUGAUUGAGGGUCUCCACAUGAUCUACCACUAAACCCCAGUAGGACCCGUCUCGAAGUCAAGAAGCUGAAUGUUCGGGAAUGAGACCAUUAAAGGUGCCUUUAUGCUUUCCGGAUAUCAGUACCCUCUCCGUUAAACUACCCCCUUUUACACCGAGCAACCCCCGGGUUUGCUUCCGUCAGAUUGAGGCGGUUUUCUCAACGAGCCGCAUUACUAGCGAACACACACUAUACUCUUACCUGGUGCAGAGUCUUCCCUUCGACGUCACUGUCGAUGUCGACGACCUCCUCAAUCCCAUUCCUGCAACGACCCGUACACUCAGUUGAAGAAUGCCGUCAUCCAGAGAGUGGCUAAGUCGGCCAAUCGGAUGCUGCGGGAGUUAUUCACGCAGGUAGGAUCGGGUGAUCAAACUCCUUCGCAGUUUAUGCUCCACAUGCGUUCAUUGCUGGCUGAUCGUCAUAUGGACGACGCCAUAUUUCGACAAAUAUGGUUAGAUAAAUUGCCGGUUCACAUGGAGCAGGUUUUGGCCAUGCUGGACAUUAGCAUCUCUCUAGACAAAAUGGCCAAUCAUGCCGACAUGUUCAGUGAAUGCUACCCAAUCGGCGCGACAUGCGCCAAUAUUUAACUGACCUCGACUCCCGGCAGAUCUGAUAGAGUAGACAUUUCCUGUCCCGAAGGCGCUCAUUCACUAGAACGAGACACUUCUUGUUGGAGCGUUCAGUCUGUCGUUGCUCAUCAGGCAGAGUCACCACGCCAUCAGGUCCCUCAGACAGCCAAGCAGUCCUCACAGAGUCGACUAUGACGAACUAAAAGACCCUCUACGUCUUUUGUGCACACAAGUGAGCACCAUGUGCACUGUUAUAAAUAGCUUACAGUCGGCCAGAAACCGGUCACUCUCGCGCCGUCGUUCGAAAUCUCGUGGACGCCCCUCUACAACUCUGUGGUGGUAUCACCGUAUUUACGGUCCGAAGGUACGCAAGUGCAUUCCUCCCUGCACAUACCUGCAGGCCUCACCACAGGGAAACGACCGCGCCAGCCAGUAACGGCGACAGGUGCCGCUGGCCAGUCACGACCCAGUCGCCUCUUUUUUAUCAGUGACAAAUUGAGCGGCUUCCGUUUCCUUGUCGAUACUGGUGCCGAGAUCAGUGCCAUCCCGCCUUCAAGGUGCCACCAUCUCAAGCCUUCACAGUUUUCAUUGCAGGCUGUCAAAAGCACUACCAUCAACACUUACGGCCAACGGUCGCUUACUCUUGACAUCGGUCUUCGGCGACGUUUCCAGAGGGUCUUUGUGCAGGCCGACGUUAAAGCUCCAAUUAUGUGGGCAGAUUUCCUGACACAUUUGGCUUUGCAGUCGACCUCAAGCAUCGCAAACUUGUCGAUACCACAACUACACUCUUUACCGUAGGGAUUGCUGCUUCUGAACCCUCGGUUAGCAUCCAAUUGACCGUACGAAGUUCACCCUUCGCUGACAUUUUGAAGCACUAUUCGUCUCUCACUAAGCCCUGUCAAUUCACCGGGGAGGUUCAGCAUACGGUUAAACACCAUAUAAUCACUACGGGGCAAUCUGUUUACGCUCAUCCUCGCCGUCUUCACCCCGAAAAACUUCGGAUGACAAGGAAAGGAUUUGGGCAUAUGAUGAAUCUUGCAAUUAUUCGUCCUUCCUCCAGCCCACGGGCUUCUCCUCUCCACAUGGUGCCCAACAAAUCGGCUGAUGUUUGGAGACCAUGCGGCAGCUCUCGCGCUCUCAACAGAGCCACUGUUCCCGAACGAUACCCUAUUCCCCAUAUGCAUGAUUUUUCUCACACGCUAGCUGGACAAACUAUUAUUUCCUACAUAGACCUCGUGAGAGCAUACCACCAGUUUCCGGUCGAGGAAGAAGACAUCCCUAGGACAGCCGUCACAACGUCUUUCGGCCUGUUAGAAUUCCUUCGCAUGCCUUUUGGUUUGCGCAGCGCGGCCCAAUCCUUCCAGCCUUUCAUUGAUGAGGUCUUUCGAGGUCUCUCAUUCACUUAUGUCUACAUAGACGACAUACUCGUCGCAAGUUCUUCGGCAGAGGAACAUGCCUCGUAUUUACGUCAGAUAUUCCAACGUUUCCAACAACAUGGUCUGCAAUUAGACGUUGACAAAUGUAUCUUUGGCGCCUCCUCCCUAGAUUUCCUUGGUCACCGCGUCCACCGACAUGGAAUCACAGCGCUGCUAGAGAAGGUGCCCAGCACCCUGACCUUCUGCAGUCUAAAGAAAAGCCGAUCGAACUUCCUCCAGCAGCUCACUCAGCCUUUGAGGCAGCUAAGAAAGCUCUUGCUGAUGCCACUUUGCUUCACCAUUUCAGCCCCGAUCCUCACGCACAGCUGAUCUUGACCACUGACGCUUCCAACAGUGCUGUCGGCGCAGCCCUGCAUCAACAGGUGAAUAACCAGUUGCAGCCAUUGGCUUUCUUUUCACAGAAGCUACAAUCGGCGCAGACUCUCUACAGUACUUUCUCUCGCGAGCUUCUUGCCAUCUUCUUGGCCAUUCGUCAUUUUCGACACCUCAGAGAGCUCAGAGAUUUUUCGUCCACAUCAACCACAAACCUCUCACCUACGUCCUCAAGGCCACUCCAGAUCGGUACUCGCCCAGGGAAAUUCUUCGUGUGGACUAUGCAUCGCAGUUAACUGCAGAUUUCCGCUACGUCCGAGGCAGCGACAAUGUCGUUGCUCAUGCAUUAUCCCGUCCGAACAUCAACACACUUACAUCCGAUUUCGAUUUGGCGAAGCUUGCAGACCUCCAAUCAGGCAACAAGUCCACUGACGACCUGCGUUCUACUACUUCUUUGCAACUUCGAGAUGCACCACCUUCCGCAUCACCAGGUACGAUUUUGUGCGACUGGUCCACAGGCACUCCUCGACCUGUUGUUCCACUAUCCUACCGCAAGUCAGUAUUUGAUCAUUUCCAUUCCCUGUCACAUCCGGGCAUCCGUGCCUCUCGUAAGCUAAUCGCCGCUCGUUUUUUCUGGCCGAAUAUGAACUCUGACAUCGCUCUUUGGACUAGGCAGUGUUUAGCCUGCCAGAAAAAUAAAGUACACCGCCACACAUUUUCUCCAACAAGUACAUUCGCCGUUCCAGAUGUUCGAUUCCACCACGUCCACUUGGAUUUAGUUGGUCCGCUACCCCCUUCACAGGGGUACACGCAUAUUCUAACAGCGGUUGACCGUUUCAAACGAUGGUCGAUUGCCGUUCCCAUCUCGGAUACCCCGGCAGAAAAUAUCGUCAUGGUUUUUCUGACGCACUGGAUUUCAACUGUUGGUGUUCCGGCCACCCUUACCACUGACUGCGGGAGUCAAUUCCAAUCUGGGCUCUUCCGUGAGUUCACUAAACUGCUCGGGUGUGCGCACAUCACAGCUACGGCAUACCACCCUGCCUCCAACGGCCUCGUGCAGUGUCUACACCAUAAACUCAAGUCCGCACUGAUGUCCCAAACAGAAUCAGCUUCUUGGAGUGACAAUCUUUCUCUUGCGCUUAUGGGCAUCCGAUCUUCUGUCAAGGAGGACAUCCAAUGCACUGCCGCCGAACUUGUGUAUGGUACACCCCUCCGUCUGCCCGACGAAUUUGUGCGGUCUUCCACGACGAACAUCAACAUUCCAAGAACCUUCGUACAGCAGUUGAAACAACGCAUGGCUCAACUGCGUCCAACCCCCACUCGUCUGACAUCCAAACGUGUGUUUGUGCAUGAGGACCUUAAAUCUGUUCCGUUCGUUUUCGUCCGGCAUGCCACGGUUCGCAAGUUUCUUUGUUCCCUCUGUGAUGGCCCAUAUAAGGUUCUUCAGCGGAUGGACAAAUAA
This is a messenger RNA of Spirometra erinaceieuropaei, 4170 nucleotides long. Lineage: Eukaryota; Metazoa; Platyhelminthes; Cestoda; Diphyllobothriidea; Diphyllobothriidae. The record is from the annotation of a GenBank genome assembly.